Molecule: messenger RNA, 403 nt
Organism: Bactrocera tryoni
Lineage: Eukaryota; Metazoa; Arthropoda; Insecta; Diptera; Tephritidae
Product: myb/SANT-like DNA-binding domain-containing protein 1
Exons: 2
Coding region: 3-359 (118 amino acids)
Biological process (GO): positive regulation of DNA-templated transcription
Cellular component (GO): nuclear body
Source: RefSeq, a predicted model, not a curated record
AUAUGGAAAAAACUCAAAAAAAGAAACGAGUUAUGUGGAGUGAGGCUGCCGAGGCCGACUUAAUCGAGGUGUGGCAACAAAAAAUGCCAGAGCUGCGAUCAACGCGGAAAAAUAACCACAUAUACGAGGAAAUGUCCUGUACGAUGCUUUUGGCUGGACACGAAUAUACGUCCACUGAAAUUAAAAUUAAAUUGCACAAUUUUACCAACAAAUACAGACAAGAAAAGCAGAAAAUUGGCCCAUCGGGUGGCUCCCCUAGUCGGUGGAAAUAUUAUGAGGCGGUCCACCAAGCAGUAGGUGGUUUCAAAAGUUUUUGUUCCGACGAACUUGUAGAGGAUAGCAUUGUGGGUAAGUUUUAAGCGCAUUGGAGUAGAUUCCAAUAUUCAUAAUAAAAUGAAAAACG